Messenger RNA from Pantherophis guttatus, 2429 nucleotides. Its product is annotated as parathyroid hormone/parathyroid hormone-related peptide receptor-like. Gene Ontology annotation, cellular component: plasma membrane. NCBI's taxonomy places the organism in Eukaryota, Metazoa, Chordata, Lepidosauria, Squamata, Colubridae. Gene Ontology annotation, biological process: adenylate cyclase-modulating G protein-coupled receptor signaling pathway; cell surface receptor signaling pathway. The record is from RefSeq and is a predicted model, not a curated record. Gene Ontology annotation, molecular function: parathyroid hormone receptor activity; peptide hormone binding; G protein-coupled peptide receptor activity.
AUGCUGGUGUCCCAGAAAUUUGGAAAUCAAACUGGGUUUUUUUGCUGAAGAAGGCUGCUUCUUCUGCAGUUCAUCUGUGGAUGAACUUGCAUGCCAAUAUUACUAGAUCCACAGGACUUCAGUUUGGAUUUAUGUACUGAAAAUACUUUCCUCUUCCUUCAAGAAAGCAUUGAACUGGACAAUAAAAAAAUCUUCUCCCCACUUUGGAUGGCACCAGGAUUCUGAGAAGGAUGGAGGAAUUGAGCCAGUUAAGCAGCUUCCUAGGAGUUGCUUUUUGUUUCUCCUUUCUAAAUGUGGUCUGUGCUUUGGUGGACACUGAUGAUGUUCUAACCAAAGAAGAACAGAUUUAUUUGCUGAAUGAAGCAAAAUCAACAUGUCACAAUCAGAUAAAUGGCCAGAAAGAGCAAAUCCAAGAUGGUUAUUGUUUACCUGAAUGGGAUGGAAUCAUUUGCUGGCCAGCAAGUCUCCCAGGUAAAAAAGUAGUGGUUCUUUGUCCAGACUACAUCUAUGACUUCAACCAUCAUGGUCAUGCCUACAGACGUUGUGAUGAUGAUGGAAACUGGCAAUUGGUCCCUAAUACGAACAAGACCUGGGCCAAUUACACAGAAUGUGUCCUCUUCUUUGCCCCAGAACAGCAGGACCAAGAAAAGGAGGUGUUUGACCGUUUGCACAUCAUCUAUACAGUUGGUUAUUCUAUCUCCCUGGCCUCCCUUGUGGUUGCUAUGUGUAUCCUUUGCUUCUUCAAGCGCCUUCACUGCAAUCGGAACUAUAUCCAUCUCCACCUUUUUGCCUCUUUCAUCUGCCGAGCUGGGAGCAUCUUUGUGAAAGAUAUAGUUUUAUAUUCUACCUUCCGACCGGAAGGACUGUUGAAAGGACAAGACCAUGAUUGGGAUGCUGAAGAGCUGACCCUCACUUUGGGAUCCAGAACCCAGUUGGCAGGUUGCAAAGUAGCAGUGACUGUCUUCCUCUAUUUCCUGGCUACCAAUCACUAUUGGAUCUUGGUGGAAGGCCUCUACCUCCACAGUUUAAUCUUCAUGGCUUUCCUGUCCAACAAAAGCUACUUGUGGGCCCUCACCCUCAUUGGAUGGGGGUCACCUGCUGUCUUUGUAUCCAUCUGGGCCGGUGUAAGAGCAUCUCUGGCAGAUACACAAUGCUGGGACCUCAGUGCUGGAAACAUGAAAUGGAUCUACCAGGUCCCAAUCUUAGCAGCGAUCAUGGUGAACUUUUUUCUUUUCCUCAACAUUGUGAGAGUACUGGCAUCCAAAUUAUGGGAAACAAACACAGGGAAAUUAGAUCCACGACAACAGUACAGAAAACUAUUGAAGUCAACCCUAGUCCUGAUGCCCCUCUUUGGUGUCCAUUACAUGGUGUUCAUGGCUACGCCUUACACAACUGUCUCCAGCACACUUUGGCAGAUACAGAUGCAUUAUGAGAUGCUCUUCAAUUCUUUACAGGGCUUCUUCGUGGCUCUAAUUUACUGUUUUUGCAAUGGUGAGGUACAAGCUGAAAUUAAAAAAGCUUGGUUCCGGAGAAAUUUGCUACUGGAUAUAAAGCAGAAGACCCGUGUCACCAGCACAGGAGGGAGCUGUUAUUAUGGUGGCCUAGCAUCCCAUGCUACCAAUAGUAUCAGUCUAAGUAUGGCCAGCUGGGGCACAGCCUCUGCAACAGCCAUAGCUAUGCCUUUGGUUGCCAGAAAUUGGCUUAUACAGUUAGCCAGCAGUGGUGCUACACUGGAAUACUUUCCUGCUUCUUCCACUCUAUAUAACUGCUUGAGUCAGGAGAUGAUGCAGAAAGCUCCUGAGGAGAUAAUGAAGGCUUUGGUGGAUUCUCCAGGCCUAGAAAAUAAUUCCUGCUUGAAAAAAGAUAUUGAGACCAUGCUAUAGAGAUUAAAAAAAAAACAUGUUUAUCCAUAGUUAGCAAGUUGCUAGAUUGAAUCCUGAGCUACUCAUCUCUGUAGUGACUAGGGUUCGCUAGUUUACUAUUGAUAUGAGAAGAUUAUUUAUUAGCCAUUUCUGACUGGUGUUGUGUGCCUAUAAUUUUAUUAUGGCUCUAGAGGACUGCUCAGGGAGAUAGGUAAUGGCUAGCAAAAUUGCACCUAUUUAUUUCCAAACAUUCUGAUCGGCAAGACAGAUCUGCCUUUGUGCCCUGCAUUUGCCCGUUCAUCCUCAGCAACAUUGCUUAUCUAUAUAUUCUACCAGUGAAAAGCAUUUGAUUCUCUCACUUGUAAUAGUGCAGUACUCGUAUUUUUCAUUUUAGGGUUCCAAGAUUAAAUAGGCAAAAUUGUUAGCUAACAUUUUGGCUAAUUAUAAGUAGAGAGUACUUUCUCAUUCAACCAAUAUGGAGUGUGAGAGAAGUAAAUUUGUUCUUGAUGUUCAAUUUAUUCUUGUGUUGUGGUAUAGUGUGAAAUAAAUGACAAUGUUUCCUUCUAA